Linum trigynum is the source of this 870-nucleotide messenger RNA. NCBI's taxonomy places the organism in Eukaryota, Viridiplantae, Streptophyta, Magnoliopsida, Malpighiales, Linaceae. The record is from the annotation of a GenBank genome assembly.
AUAUAUAUAUAUAUAUAUAUAUAUAUAUAUUAUAUGUAUAAUAUUAUAUGUAUAAUUAAUACGUAUACUUAUCCGAUCGAUAAUCCGAUUUUCGCCGAAAUAGUGUCGAAAUGUUCGAUUUUAAAUCGUGAAAUUUUCUAGCGAUCGAAAUAUGGGUUUUGCCGUAACGAGAUGUUACAAAUUGUUAUCUCGCUAUGGUGUAACUCACAAGGUGUCUGUGGCCAGGCCGAGCUGACGAACCGGGAGCUCAAGCGGAUCUUGGAGAAGACGGUGAUCCUAUCCCGCAAGGAUUGGUCCACCAAGCUCGAUGAUGCUCUGUGGGCAUAUCGCACUGCCUACAAGACGCCCAUUGGUAACUCACCGUACCGGCUUGUCUAUGGAAAGGCAUGCCAUCUGCCUGUGGAGCUAGAGCACAAGGCCUUCUGGGCCCUUAAGCUGCUAAACUUGGAUGUUAGUGUUGCAGGUGAUGAGCGAAAAAUGCAGAUGUUGGAGCUGGAAGAGUGGCGUUAUCACGCCUAUGAGAACACCAAGAUGUACAAGGAGCGCACGAAGCGCCUCAACGAUGCACGGUUGCGGGGUCCGAAAGAGUUCCAGGUUGGUGAUCGAGUUCUCCUUUAUAACUCUCGCCUGAAACUCUUUCCCGGAAAACUCCAUUCCCGGUGGUCUGGACCGUACACGGUCACACAGGUGUUCCCGUAUGGCACGAUUGAGAUUGCUAGCCCGCAAACUGAGCCGUUUAAAGUGAAUGGCCAUCGUCUCAAGCUCUACCUGGGAGACGAGGUCGAACGUGCGGAGUUAGCAGUGGAGCUCGCGGACCCUUAGUUCCGCAAUUGGCGUCCAGCUAAAAGACAGUAAAGAAGCGCUUGUGGG